GGCAGAGAAGCUGGCUGGCUUGGGAGGAGGGAGUCUGGAAGAUGAGAGAAGAGAGGCAGCUGUUUUCUGUUCUGGAAGGGCUGGAGGCAAUGGCAGAGUGCAUGGGCAGCCUGUGGUUCUUUCAUACUGCAACAGAAAGGGGGAUGGAGCCAUGGCAGGAGAUGCUGAUGGAGAAUCAGGACAUGUACCAAGAGAGACAGAAGGGAGAGCAGCCAAGUGAGGCAGGGGCAGCCAGGAUAGAGCCACUGCAAAAAGGUUCUCCCCUAAAUCAUGGAGUGGAACAGCCAGAACCCCCAGGAGAAGGAAGAAAUGCCCAGGAGAAAGGUGAGAAAUUGGGGCAAGGGGACACACCAAGUCAAGAGAUUGCAGCUCCAACACAACAGCUGCAGACUGGCACCAGCAGAGUGGGUCCCCCAGAACAGGAGGUGACUCCGAAAGGACAGGAUCCAGGGCCCACCUUAAGUCAUCCCGUCCUGGAUGGAGAUGGAAACACCUCCGGAGGAGAAGAGAUGCCAAGGGUCUUUCAGAGAGGUGCCAAGGAGGAAGCGGAGCCGCCCGAGGAGGGGAGACGUGAGGAAGCCCUGAUGGGGGAGCUCUCUGAGCUGGUGCAGCAGGUGGUGAAGAGAAGCAGCUGGUGGGAGAGACAUGGCAUCGAUGACUCCAUCAUUGCCCUGAACUUCCUCAUCCUUCCUGCAGGGUUCCUGUGUCUGCGUUCAGACAAUGCCCUUCCCUUCCUGUUGGGCAUCUUCAUCUUGGGCAUAGUGCACCACACUGUAACAGUGAAAGGAAGCCACUUGGCCAGCCACAAUGCCUUGACGGAGUCCAAGUCUUGGGGGAAAGUUUGGGCCAUAUUCUUCCUUGAGGUUUGCUCGGCUUUCACAGCAGAGCAGGCAUACUACAACCAUGUGAAACUCCACCACGGUUACACUAAUGUUAUCAGACUAGGAGAUUCCAGUACUUGGAAGCUUCCUUUCUUGAACCGAUACGUCUACAUGUUCAUUGCACCCAUUGCUAUACCUAUUUUAACCCCUCUAGUGGCACUUGGUUUGCUGAAGGAUGUUGAGUUGAAAACAGCUCUCCGGACCCUCUGCUGCAUGUUUCUUGGGCUCUACUCCCAUUACUGGCUCCUGGUCAAUGUCUCAGGGUUCCAAUCAAUGUGGUCUGCCCUCAUCUGCAUGUUGAUCACACGAUCUCUCCUUGCCCACCCCUACAUCCAUGUUAACAUCUUCCAGCACAUUGGCCUCCCGAUGUUCUCGGCUGAUAAGAAGCCCAAGCGGAUUCACCUGAUGAGCCUUGGAGUUCUGAAUCUGCCCCGGAAUGCCCUGCUGGACUGGUCCUUUGGGCACUCAAUCAUCAGCUGCCAUGUGGAGCAUCACCUCUUCCCAAACCUCUCUGACAACAUGUGCCUGAAGAUCAAGCCCAUAGUCUCCCAGUACCUGAAAAAGAAGAAGCUGCCAUACAACGAGGACUCCUAUAUGUCCCGACUACAACUGUUCCUACACCGUUACGAGGAACUGAUGGUUAAUGCACCCCCAAUAACUGAACUUGUGGGGAUUCAAUGAUAGGCUCUGGAACACGACAGCAAGACAUAGGGCUGUUUCCUGUGGGUCAUUAUAACAUCGGACAAGAUCAGGAAAUUUAAAACCAAAGACAUUGCCCUUAUAAAGCAAUCAAAGAGGGAACAAGUUUGCCUGAAGUGUCUUGCUUUUGGACAGAUAGAAACACACAUAGAGACCAAGAAAUGCCACUAGAAUGAUAAAUUGUGACUGAAUGGUGAUGGGACAGAAGGGAAUUCUGUAGCUCCAAUACAGUAGAUCAAAUGGGAGUUUACCUGAGGUAUUAGAAGCUGGUAUUUAUUUUUCCUCCAUUCUCUUUUAACUCUUGGACACAGGUCGCUAUUGAUUCUUGUUUUCUUUACUGUUGUGUCUCUGGAACAGGACUGGGAGCCCAACAAGUAAGGGAAUUCACAUCCUAUCCAACUCCAGUGUGCCAAAAGGACAGGAUGACUCAGGGGACUGGCAGUGGGGCAGCCUUUAACUCUAGGUCAAUGGUUCAAAUCUAGGCAAAGCUUGUAUUUUUGGAACAACUGAAAACUGGUUCCCAUCUGAUGGCUCUGAUGGCCCGUGUGAAUUGAGUUGAUGGCUCCAGUUCCUCAGAGAAAGAUGCCCAUAUUACAAAACCUUAAUCAGCAGACUCAGUUGAGAGGCUGAGGAUGGAAUGGGCCAUAAAGAAUGUACUGCUUUAAAGGUGGUCUCUCCAGAUUAAUGGAGGCACAUUGGUGGUGUGGCGUAAGAGAAACGUACACUGCUGCAACCUGUGCUCUACCUGUUUUGUGGAUAAAUAAAUUCCUUCCAGGAGUGUGGAUUUGACAAAACUAGCCAGAGCAGUUUGGGGGUGAGUUGGUGAAAAGUUUUUAUGCUGCCCCUCCCCCCCAGUGCAACCAGGGUUUCACUCCAGUGCACAGAGCAGGAUGGAGGAUUUGCAGAAGAGUUAGAGAGAGGAUUCUUUGGGGUGCACUUCAAACUUAACUGGCUUCUGACAUGUGGAGUGUUUGUGUUGUGGGUGGUCAUGGUGGAAAUCAGAAGGUUACCCCAGCCUCCUGCUGCAAACGUGGAACCCAGCUGUUUGUCCUGCCACUGUACAUAGUCACCAACAUUGCAGAAAGUUUUGUAAGAGACAGUUAUCCAAAGAAGGCAGGACUCUGGGAGCCUGGUUUCUAGCUACUGGAGGGGCUUUGUGCUCAUUCAGGAAUUUUGCCAUAUACCUAAGGUGAAAUCCUGGCCCACUGCAAAACUCUCAGUGACUUCAGCAGGGGCAGUAUUUCACCCUGGAUAUAUAGUAAUAUAUUAAGGGUAAAAUGUUCAAAAAUGCCUAAGUGAUGUAGGUCAGAGUCCCAAAAUGUUGUCCUAUGUACUUAAUCAUCACGACACAUCCGGCAAGAUAGUUACCUGUUGUUACCCAAUUUAACAGACGGGGGAGCUAAGGCAGAGAGGUUAAAUGAUCUAGAUCAGAGGGAGUUGGUGUUGGAGCCAGGUUUAGAAUGCAAGAGACCCCUGGUCUCAGUCCUGUACCUAAUUCACUGCUUAGCUGCCCCUGUGUGCAGCCAGAUACCACACUAUCCAGGAGAGGGCUUGGUUUGCAGCCCGCUCAUGUCCUCAGGGGCAGCUGGGAUGCCACAGCCCCCGAGAGCCAUGAGCUCCUCGGAGAUUCGCUCUAGAAUUGAGGGACCUGUGGCCAUGGUUUUCUGAGCCAAUGCACCAGUCCUGGGUCUGGGUGUAUAGAGGACCCCGGGGUAACCUGUGAUCUUCAAGCCAAAAGUCUGUGGCAAGCUUUCAUCCCUAGCUACUGGGUUACAUUAUCAGAGCACUUUGCGAGGAAAAGGGGGAGAAGCUUGAGAGAAGAGAUUCUCUCCUUUACACUACUUGGCACAGUUCCUCCACACUUGGGAUGGGAUGGGGCGGAGGGAUAGCCCUUAGGUUGGCGCUGCAAUUUGGCACCUUUCGCCAGCAUCGAACUGUGUGUGAAAGGACUAAAAUGCAGUGCGAGCCCAGGUCUCACUUCUUUUUCCACUGUCCUCAGGGAGAGACACGGGAAGCCUCCCUUCCUUCUGCUGUAAAAUCCUAGAGGAUGAACAUCAGAACCAGCCAGGAGUAUUGUUGGAGGGUGGGAAGAGGGGGGCGUGACUGCAUUGCGCUAAGACUGCCUCUCAAAGCUUUCUGAAAAACAGCAAGAGGAAAUUCCUCUUCUGCCCUUUUGGGUUCUCGGCCAAGACGCUAUUAAUAUUUAUCCACUUUUAUGGAUUAUAUUUCAUGUUAAGAAAAGGCAAGAUAACUUCAGAUAAAGGAGCACUGCCUCCACUGUUCCUAACACUUUGUCUGCUGUGUGGCUAAUGCAAAGAAAGAAAUGCUCAUUCAGCAAGAAGCAAAUCCUAAAACCCAAACUGCCCAUUACAAACCAUUCUAAAUGGGCAAUAAAGUUCGCUUAUCUAUCUUUGUCCUCCGUUCUAGAAAGCCAUUGCAAAGACAGAUUCUCUGGUCACCUUCUAUGAGCCAAAUCCUGCAGUCAGUCCUUUUUCAGGCAAAAUUACCACUGGAGUCAAGGAAAAUGAUCUGGCCCCGAGAAUAUAGCGUGUCUGUGGGAGGGGCGGGGAGUGGGUCUUGUGUUGGAAUGUGCAUCUAAGAAGGGCUAUACUAGAAUAUCUGUGGCAUUUAUCUUACCAUGAUUUAACAAGAUCUCACAUCUUGAGAGGGGGAGGCCCUUCCUUUUCCUCACUGAAUGUGAAUUUCACCUCUGAGUACAGGGUCAGCACCAGGCAUAUUCACAGCCUAAGUCCCCUUGGCCCUGUGCACAGGAGUGAAUUUCACCCUGACUGCAGUUCUGCACCGGUGUCACUCCAUUGGUUUGUGUAGUUACUCCUGGUUUACACCACUGUGAGAGGAGAAUCGGGCCCUGUGGUUGUAUUCGUGAGAUCAUCCAAGGAUGUGCAGUUGAGUCACAGAGUUAAGCUCUAACAGACCUUUUCCAUCGAUAAUGUUUAUGAUUCCGUUAUUAAAUGCUUCAUUAAUCCUGA
Molecule: messenger RNA, 4570 nt
Organism: Chrysemys picta bellii (western painted turtle)
Lineage: Eukaryota; Metazoa; Chordata; Testudines; Emydidae
Gene: FADS6
Product: fatty acid desaturase 6
Biological process (GO): lipid metabolic process
Cellular component (GO): membrane
Molecular function (GO): oxidoreductase activity, acting on paired donors, with oxidation of a pair of donors resulting in the reduction of molecular oxygen to two molecules of water
Source: RefSeq, a predicted model, not a curated record